GACUUUUGUGUGGAUAGCAUGUGUAUUUAUUUUUGGGGAUCUUGGGGAAUGAUCUUGGGAUAAUGAUUUAGACUUUUUGUAUUAUAACAGUUUAUCAGCCCAUUGUUUUGUCAUAAUGAUGGAGAUAUGGCCCCCUUUCAAAGAUAGGUGAUACAGCUAUCUUUUAUGGUAAUUAGCCUUACUAGAUCUAAAAGGUUAGUAAAAAUGUGAAGAUGAGUAUGGGAAAUACAUAAUUCUUCAAAGAGUGCAGUCUAGAUUUUUCACAGGAUCAGAAGGCUUGGAAUGGAAUUGGCUGCCCUUGAUGUGACUGAUCAAGUUAAUUCACUUCUCUUGUGCCUUACAAACAUGUUUCUCCUGUGCCUGAGGGAACACAUGCUUCUUCAUGUGUAAAAUGAAACAGAUUAAAUUGUACCUGAGGUCUCAUCUUUUAAUAUGAUUUUGAUUUCCAGUGGAAUGAAUCAUUUUUGGGAAGAGGGCAUUUAAUUUGUAUUGGGUGCUUCUCUAUGUUAGAAGCUUUUCAGCCUUUUCACUGCCAAGGCAAUAUUUAAGGAAGAUAGGAUGAUCCUCAAGGCUCAGGGAGGUCAUAAACAAAUGGCAGAGCUGGAAUUUUACCCUAGAUCUGUCACAGACUCUAGAGCACACAGUUUUUCUGCUGUGCCACAUUAACAGUUCUCAUCUUUUUAAAGCUAGAGUAGGUCAUUGAAAUUCUAAGUGUUUGAUGUUAAGGGUAGAAUUUAACUGGGACAUUGCUUAAGGUUGCUAGUUUUAGAAUCUGCAGCAUAGCUUUGUGGGUUUGUUUCUCUUAAAAGAGAACCAUUAACCACUCUUUUAUUACUUCCCUCUGCGCCAAGGACUGUUAUGCAAUGUAGAAGAUGGGAAUGUAACAGACCUCUGUAUUGAAGCUGUGUAGCAUGCCCUCCAUGCAAGGCAGCCCGGCCACCCUGACUCUUCUUGGCAAGUUGGUGGAUACCAUCCCUGCCUUGGCAGACAAGCUUGUAAUGGAGCAUGGUGGCCUGAUGAAGCAUCUGCUGAGAGGCUUGGUAUACCCCAAUGAAGGGGUUCAAGCUUCUGUCUGUUACUUGUAUGGGAAGCUCUACUCCUCACCCAUGGCUGCUGAGAUGCUUUCAGGCCAUUUCCGGGAGAAGCUGUGUCCUCUCUUUCUUUCUACCCUGGAAGGUGCCCAGACUAAGGAGCUCCAGAUCAACUGCUUGGGUUUGUUGAGGCAGCUGCUGAAGUAUGAUCUUUUUGUGUCCAUGAUCAUGAACAAAUCUGCACUGGCAGAAACUGCUCAGAGUGUGGAGGGGCCACCAGGAGAGACCUCACUGCCUUUGGUGCUCAAAAAGUUUCUCCUUUCCAGAGAUGAGACUCUGCAGGUGGCCAGUGCCCAUUGUAUAACUGCAGUGUUGGUCCACUCUCCAGUGAAGCAUGCCCCGGCUUUUAUCCAUGCUGACAUCCCAGAAUUCCUCUUUGAGCAUCUUUCCUCAUCCAGUGAAGUGCUCAUCUGGUCCAUCUACAACUGCUUGAUACUCCUGGCAGAAGAGCCACUCUUCUUUUCCAAGUGUCACACGGUGUAUGGGAUUGAGGCAGUGGUGAGGAGCCUCCAGGGAAGCCUGAAGCUGACCAACACAGAGCUGCACAAGCAGGGCCUGCUGCUGUUUGCUGAGAUCCUGACUAGGCAGCCGGAGGAGAUCAGGCUGUUCACAAGCUCAGCCAUGUGUGGGGAUGCCGGCCGUGCCCUCCAAGAGGCAGUGAGCAGCCCUGUGCUGGAGGUGGCUGCUGAGGCCGUGAAGGCUGCUUCUGCUUUCCUGAGGAAGGACCAUCAGAGUGCUCCACCUGUGCAGUACCGGGCCCUGCGGGCCUUGCUGGAAGCCAUGCUGAGCCGAUGCUGGGAGUUUUCCCAGACCCCACUGAACAGGAGGUCCUUGGGCAAUAGAGACUCAGAGAAGGCCAUUCUUCGAAGGGGAAAGUUCCUCCUGAGCACUCUGGAGGGAUUUAGAAAUGCCUGCAGGUUGGCUGUGGAAUUCCAGGGUGAGCCUAUUGCCCAAGAGAAUCCCUUCACAGCUCCCAGUGCCGAGAAGGAAGACACCUUGGAGGACUUCUCAGAAUUUCUUCUCAGUGCCUGCGACUCCCUGUGUAUCCCCAUGGUGAUGAGGCACCUGGAGCAGGCUACCCACCCAGCCUUGAUGGAAGUUUUCCUCUCGAUUCUGCACAGCCUCUUUAUCAUCGUUCCCCACAUGAAGAAAAAGUUCUCCAAGAAGCUUGCUGCCUCAUCCUUCAUACGACUGACCCUGGAGCUCAAAGCCAGGUUCUGCAAUGGUUCAAGCCACUCAGCCCUGAACCAGGUGUGUUCCAGUUUCCUUUACUGCAUGUGUCUCAAUCUCCUAUCAGCUCCAGAGAAGACCAGAUCACUUUCCCAAGAAGAACUCUCUGCAGUGUCUGAGCUCCUGCAGCAUGGGUUGCCCCAGAUAAGCAGCAGGAGCCCUGAGAGUGUUGCCUUCCUAUCUGAUCGCCAGUAUGUGGAGGGAACUGCUCGCCAGAGACAGUACUGCAUCCUGCUCCUCUUCUAUCUGGCCUACAUCCACGAGGACAGGUUUGUUUCAGAGGCAGAAUUAUUUGUGGCUCUGCAAGGCUUCCUCCUGUCUCUGCAGGACCAGGGUGAGCACCCACCUCCAGUGGUCUUCAGAGCCUCCAUUUAUCUGAUUGCAAUCUGCCAGGACAAGGACAGUGCACUAGAUGAGGCUGUGGUCAGUGCAAUCAGAAAAUUCUUGGAGGGAAUCUCAGACCUGCACCUGGUCUACACCCACCACCCCCUUCUGCUCCGGUUCUUCCUUUUGUAUCCAGAGCUGAUGAGUAGAUUUGGGCACCGCAUCCUGGAACUUUGGUUCUUCUGGGAAGAGAGCAGCUAUGAGGAACUGGAUGAUGUUUCUUCUGCUGGGCUGCCCACCCUUCCUGCCAGCUUAGCAGCCCUAUUCCAGAUGCUCAGAAGCAGCCCCAGCAUCCUGCUCAUUUUGCUGGACCUCGUCUAUUCCAGCCCAGUGGACACAGCCCGCAAGGUACUGAUGAUCCUGAGGACCUUCCUGAGGAGGAAUGAAGAUGUCCAAGUGGAUGGUCUCAUCCGAGGCCACUUCUUGCUCAUCCUGCAACACCUGUUGGUGGAGCAUGGGGCCUCCCCGUCAGGAGCCUCGGGGAACCUGCCGCUGCUGCUGAGCCUCCUCUCUUUGGUACAGCUGAGGAACAAAUCAGAGCAAGAACUGGACAGCAUGGCCAUGAAACUGCUUCACCAAGUGAGCAAACUGUGUGGGAAGUGCAGUCCCAAUGAUGUGGACAUCCUGCAGCCUUCCUUCAACUUCCUGUACUGGAGCCUGCAUCAGACCACGCUCAGCAGUCAGAAAAGAGCUGCUGCAGUGCUCUUGAGCACCACAGCUCUGAUAGAGCUUCUGGAGAAGAUGCUGGCACUAACCUGGACAGAGAUGGGCUCUCCCACCUGGGCAGAGGCAAGCUCUCCCAGGACUGCACUGCUGUGCUCUGCCUGGCUGCUCACCGACUCCUUUUCUGCCCAGCAACACAGUGGCAGUUUGCAGGUUCACCAGACACUGUCCGUGGAACUGGACCAAUUAUUGAAGGCCCUCAGCUUUCCGAAGAAAAAGCCUGCACUGCUGUCAGCUGCCAUCUUACGUUUCCUGCGGACAGCACUGCAGCAAAACUUUUCCUCUGCCCUGGUGGCCCUGGCACCCUCAGGGUCCCAGCCACUGCCAGCUCCCGAGGAUAAUAUUCUAGCUCCAUUGGGAACAUCACAAGUGCUGGCCCUGGUGAUUGGACUACAGAACCUCCUUGUUCAGAAGGACCCUCUAUUGUCACAGGGCUGUGUUGGCUGCCUGGAGGCCUUGCUUGACUACGUGUAUGCCCGGAGCCCAGACCUUGCGCUCCAUAUGGCCUCCCAGCCCUGGAAUAGGUUUUUGCUGUUUACUCUCUUGGAUGCUGGAGAAAAUUCCUUCCUUAGAUCCGAGAUAUUGAGGCUUAUGACACUGUUUGUGCGGUACAACAGCAGCAGUGUCCUCUCUCAUGAAGAGGUGGGUCAUGUUCUGCAAGUUGCAGCUUUGGCAGACCUAUCUACCCUCUCAAAUACCACACGCAGAGCUCUUCGUGACUUCUUCCUUCAGGUCCAGAGUAUGGGCCUCCUGAUUAAUCACAGUACUACCCAGACCCUACAGGCCUCCUUGGAGGGCCUGUCCCUCAGUGCCUUCUCAGACCACCCGCUCCCGCAGGACAUGCUGUAUCCUUUCUUGCAUCUUGGAGCUUUGGCCUGGGCAAGGUUACCCAAGCUAUGAAGGCUGUGGCCUCAUGCUUCCCUCUUCAGUCCAAGUGGAAGAGCUGGUGAUUGGCAAGUCCCUUAGAAAGCUAGGGUUGUAACACUGGUCAGAGGCUCCUUGGGGAAUUGUUGAAGUGCUCCAAAGACAUUGUGGUGUAGGAGGUGCUUCCCACCCCCACCCCUGGCAGACUCCUUGGCUCUUUUCCCCUCCCACAGAACAGUUAUAGUAACUACUUAGCCCACAUAUGCGGGUCCCUGUUCUAGAAUUCAUGCCACUAUUUUUAGGAGCAUCUCUGCUGUGAUCAUUCUAGCCCUUUUGGGGGCCCUGGAAUUGUGAUUCCCCACAGUUGGCUCCACCUUUCUGCUGUUCUCCUCUCAUAUUUCAUUACCAGCUGCUUGGGAGGGGUGGCUGUAUCCAUGUCACACAUCAGAGACUGAGCCUCAGGACUUGAUGACCCAGAAACUGAGAGAAGUGAGACCUGGAGACAAAGGGUAUAAUUGGGGUGUGGGGAAGAGAUAAUUGCUGUCAUUUAUCUGAAGCCAUUUACUUCACUGUGGAAAUGGAAUCAAGAAAUAAAAUCAUAAACCCAUACCUGCA
Molecule: messenger RNA, 4907 nt
Organism: Marmota monax (woodchuck)
Lineage: Eukaryota; Metazoa; Chordata; Mammalia; Rodentia; Sciuridae
Gene: Mei1
Product: meiotic double-stranded break formation protein 1
Exons: 27
Coding region: 912-4328 (1138 amino acids)
Biological process (GO): meiosis I
Source: RefSeq, a predicted model, not a curated record